ACGAGUAGAAGCUCGUUACUGUUGCAGCAGUCGUCGCCAACGUCGUAGCCGUAAAGUCACAGUCAUUUGUUUGUCACUCGCCAGCAGACAGCAGCUAACAACUUGAAAGCACUUUACACAAACUCAACUGAAGGCUACGUAUUUUAACAGCGGAAAUUUAACGCCAGUCAUAUUCUAACUAACUAACUAACCAACUAACCAACAAAAUGGCGCUAUUUUCUAACGUGACGGCCAUGGCCCAACAGCAACCAUACAACCCAUGGUCUCUUCCGGACAGCUUCACCAUCUACAACUUUGCUCCGGAAGAGAUCCGCAGUUUCCUGCAUCCUCACUGGCACAACCAGAAAGCACCUCACCCCAUGCUGUACUACUUUUUCGGACUCUUGUACUUGGUUAUCGGUACGGUUGCCAUCGGUGGUAAUUGGAUGGUGUUGAGAAUCUUGGGAAGCUUCCCGUCGCUCAGAACGCCGGCAAAUAUGCUCGUGAUGAACUUGGCCGUCUCAGACUUUUUGCUGAUGGUGUCACUCAUCCCGGAGUGUGUCUACAACUUCUUCACGGGAGGCCCUUGGCAAUUCGGCGAUCUCGGCUGCCAGAUUCACGCUUUCUGCGGUGCCUUGUGUGGUUACAGUCAGAUUACGACUUUGGUGUUCAUCUCAUACGAUCGAUACAACGUCAUCGUUAAAGGAUUCAAUGGAGCUCCAUUGACUUUCUCCAAGGCGAUCAUGUUCAUCACUUUCGGUUGGAUCUGGUCAUUUGGUUGGUCCGUUUGCCCGCUCGUUGGCUGGGGGUAUUACGCCAUGGACGGAAUGUUGGGAACGUGUUCUUUCGACGGACUAACCACCGACAUGAGCAACAAGACUCAUAUUCUCGCCACUACCAUCUGCCUUUUCGUCUUACCGAUCAUCGUCAUCGUUGGCUGUUACUACUUCAUUGUCAAGGCGGUGUUCCACCACGAAGACGAACUACGUCAACAAGCCAAGAAGAUGAACGUCACUUCGCUGAGGAGCAACAGCGACCAGCAGGCCGUCUCGGCCGAAAUCCGCAUCGCUAAAGUGGCCAUUAUCAACGUCACGCUGUGGAUCAUGGCCUGGAGUCCUUUCGCUGUUGUUUGCAUGCUGGGCACUUGGGGAGACGCGUCCAGAAUCACUCCUCUAGUCUGCGAACUUCCCGUCAUUCUGGCCAAAACCUCGUGCGCCUACAAUCCCAUCAUCUACGCUCUUUCACAUCCUAAGUAUCGAGAGUGCUUGAAGGAGCUUUACCCGUGGCUAUGCAUCGUCACUGAUGCGAAGAAACCCAGCAAACGUGGCGGUGACGAUCAAUCGACCGGUUCGACCAAAACAGAAGCUUCCGCAACGACGCAAGCUUGAAAGCAUAACACCGAUCAUGACGUACUCGCCAAUAUCGAUCAAAUUUCAUUCGAAAACCGACCCACGCUAUUUGUAUACUACAACAAUCGACACGGAAAACUGGACAGAAAUGAUUUCUCGAUGAAAACGGCAGCCAAUACCUGCUAGAUGGGGUCGUUUCUCAUCUAUAGCCUACACAUAUCUUCGUUAAACAAUAAGCCUGUAACCGCCUCCGUUUCGUUUUUCGCAUCCAUUUAGUUUUACGAGUACAGUCCUAGUUCGCACUGGUCACGUGAAAACGCCCUACAUUCAAAUAUUAAGUUUCGCUUUCAACUUUUACGAGUAGUAGUGGAUAUUGUUAUUCGAUUUUUUCGUAACAGGUAUAAAAAAGGCCAUUGUUUAUGAUAGGCAAAGUUGCAUGUAACCAUAGCGAUCAAGAGUUCUGCCCUGUUGGCAAAUGUUUACAGUCAAGGAAUUCACGUUGUGCACUGCCAAGCUUAUCUUGAAGCCGUCAAAAGUUGAAAAGCGGAAUUUGUUGGACGGCUGGGGUCUGGACGCCUAUUGCGGAGCAGUAUUUACGUAAGAAGGGAUUCUGAACUUUUGGAAUGCUGGACUUACCAUUUGUGUUUAUCCGUUUGUGUGACCGGUGUGGAACAGGUUCAAAGUAAAUACAGGAACCUGCAACACAUGAUAUUAUUUAAUUUCUGUUGAUAUGAUGGUGGUCUAAUUGACAUCUAACUAUAUGUAAACCAUAUUGUAUGUACCUCGCAGUUCAUAGAGAACAAAAAUAUACGACCCAGCAUACAUUCAA
Messenger RNA from Daphnia magna, 2157 nucleotides. Its product is annotated as compound eye opsin BCRH2. Bases 207 to 1367 code for a protein of 386 amino acids. Lineage: Eukaryota; Metazoa; Arthropoda; Branchiopoda; Diplostraca; Daphniidae. Gene Ontology annotation, biological process: visual perception; G protein-coupled receptor signaling pathway. The record is from RefSeq and is a predicted model, not a curated record. Gene Ontology annotation, molecular function: G protein-coupled receptor activity. Gene Ontology annotation, cellular component: membrane. The transcript has 7 exons.